AAAUGAAGCAGCGUUGCGUUGCAAGUCGAUGAAUAUGACGCUCUUGACCGUCGCUUCCUUCGAGGAAAUGGACUGUCUCGCCGCUGUCAAAGUUGGAACCUUCUGGACAAGUGGUUCAAACGAAGAUCUGAAUUGUGACUCGGAAAAGAAGUACGCUUGGUGCUCCACGGGAUUCAACGUUUCAACGACUCUGAUUUCUUCUAUAAAUUAUUGGCUUCCAACCACGGCUGCUCCUUCCACUUUGGAACGAUGUCUGGCCGUUGUCACGUCAAACACAGCUCAGAAUAUGGGGAUGGUGCACAGAAAAUGCGAUGACACCCUGAACUACGUCUGCCAGUUUGCGGUUGACUGUCCUAAAAUCUGCAACAAAAACAUGACCUGGUUGGAUAGCUACCUUCACUGCUGCGCUUUGGGCAUGGAAGCAUUGAAUUUAGACAAUCUGGCAGAGCAAAAUGGCCUUACAAACAUGACCGUAGUUUUCAAAGGAAAAUGGAAGAUGAACUUUAACUACUGGACGUCAGGUACGUGGAAAGGUGCUCCUGUCGGUCAGUGGGCGUGGUGCGAACCAACGGGGCCAACGGUUUUAGCUCCGAACCUCAAAUGGGAAGCAAACCAGCCGGACAACUUCAAAGGGAACGAGAGCUGCGUCCACUUUCGCUUCGUCCUGAACGCUACAGGCACCAUUAUGACCGACAGGACUUGCGAGCAUAAAUACAUUUUCGCGUGCAAGACGCCACUAAGAACAACGCCAAAGCCUUGCGUUGUUUCAUGUCCUACGGGACUUUGCGAGCGGAACAUGACCUAUUUUGACAAAAGCACCGGCUAUCUCAAAGCCUACUUCGCCUACGGUGAUUGGUAUGAUGCAUGCGGCCGCAACUUUUUGGUCUAUAAAUCUAAUUUGUCAAACUGGCAAACUGCCUGGCAGCAAUGUUGCGACAUCGGCCUGACCCUUGCUUCGAUGGAGUCAAAGGGAAAAUCGGAAUGCUUCUCCAAAGUUGCUUCUAAGUAUGCACCGGAAACUUUCGGCGACUUCUGGUUGUCCGGGACGGACCUUGGUUGCCCUUCCAACUUCCGGUGGUGUCUCCUGAACAGGGAUUUUAUCGAACCUGAGAUUAAAUGGAAGGAUGGACACCCGAAACCAGACCUGGACUGCGUCUACCUCGAAGUGAGAAACGGAUCUGAGCUCCUGGCCACCGCGGAUUGUGGUGAAAAGAAAAAUUUCCUUUGUGAGAUUCGAAAAAGGGGCACUUCCCAAAGAGCAAUGCAGACCGAAUGUGCAGAUAUCUGGAAUUUGGUUUUUGAUUAAAAAAAUUAUAAAAGAUGUAGCUAAUUAAUUAUUUCUUUAGCUGAUAUUGACCUGCUGCUCAACACAGUUAUGUUUCUCACGGCAAACGUUUCUCUAAACCUGAAGUGCUUCUUGAAAUGCGUUGGAGUUGAAGUUGGAUUGUUUGAUCUUGGUGCACUGAAAAACAUAGAAAUGUUGCGGCAAUUAGAGAACGUGACCAUGGAGGAUCCUGUGAAAAUGCAACAGGGAUUUGUUGCCUAUGACGAAUGCAGCGACAAAAAAUAUGACGACGAGUGUGUAACUGCGUACGAAACCUACAAAUGCGGCCAGCAGAAAGCACCAGAUCUUGUCUCGAAAUUGGUCACUCAAAAUUUCGACAAUGGAUCCGUGAAUGCGGCUGACGCUUACAGGCGCUGCUGUGAACUGGGAUUGGCGCUCUUGGAGCCAACGACUGCGGCCGAAAUUCAAAUUAUCCAAACCUUGUCAAUGAAUAGCUUGGGCCACGUGCUUGCCGGUGAAACGGAGUCGAUCAACCAGACGCACGAGGUGUACUGUCGCAGCCGAACGGUGAUUCCAGAGAGCCUUUACGAUCCGGUUUAUGAUAGGUAUGAUUGUUAUCGUGACGCGGUCGUCGGCUAUGCCACGAGUGCCAAGCAGAUCGUCGUCAAAAGGAACAGUCAAUUUAACAUAAUCGACAUGUACCUCAACCCGGGAAAGUACGCAAACUCAGCGAACGGGUUUCAUGGCUACAUAUGUGUGAAACCUUAA
Cloeon dipterum is the source of this 2053-nucleotide messenger RNA. RefSeq lists its product as uncharacterized. NCBI's taxonomy places the organism in Eukaryota, Metazoa, Arthropoda, Insecta, Ephemeroptera, Baetidae. The transcript is spliced from 14 exons. The record is from RefSeq and is a predicted model, not a curated record. Gene Ontology annotation, molecular function: odorant binding.